AUGUCUAUUAUCAACACAUCGCAUACUGAAAUCACCAUCUUCUUUUUGAUUGGGAUGCCAGGGCUGGAAUAUGCACACAUCUGGAUCUCUAUUCCCAUCUGCAGCAUGUACCUUUUUGCUCUUCUGGGAAACUGCACCAUCCUUUUCAUCAUUAAGACAGAAGCCUCUUUGCAUGAGCCCAUGUACUAUUGUCUUUCCAGGUUGGCUCUGUCUGACAUGGGCUUGUCCUUUUCCUCCCUUCCCACUAUGUUGGAGAUCUUCUUCUUCAAUGCUCCUGAAAUCUCUGCCAAUGCCUGCUUUGCCCAGGAAUUCUUCAUCCAUGGAUUUACAGUGUUUGAGUCCUCAGUGCUCCUGAUCAUGUCAUUUGUUCGCUUCCUAGCCGUCCACAACCCUCUGAGAUACAGCUCCAUUCUUACAACUGUCAGAGUUGCCCAAAUAGGAAUGGUAUUCUUUUCCAAGAGCUUCCUCCUGGUUUUUCCCUUCCCCUUCCUUUUGAGAAAGUUGAAAUAUUGUAAGAAAAGCCAAUUAUCCCACUCUGACUGUCUCCACCAGGAUGUCAUGAAGUUGGCCUGCUCUGACAACCAAAUUGAUGUCAUUUAUGGCUUCUUUGGAGCUCUCUGCCUUAUGGUAGACUUUAUGCUGAUUGCUGUGUCUUACAUCCUGAUCCUCAAGACUGUGCUGGGAAUUGCAUCCAGAAAGGAGCAGCUCAAGGCCCUCAAUACUUGUGUGUCACACAUCUGUGCAGUGAUCAUCUUCUACCUGCCCAUCCUCAACCUUGCCAUUGUCCAUCGUUUUGCCCGGCAUGUCUCAUCUCUCUUCAGUGUUCUUACGGCAAAUGUUCUUUUACUUGUGCCUCCCCUGAUGAAUCCCAUUGUGUACUGUGUGAAAAUUAGGCAGAUGAGAGUAAGAGUUGUAGCAAAAUUAUGUCAGAAGCAAAUAUAA
This is a messenger RNA of Hippopotamus amphibius kiboko, 942 nucleotides long. RefSeq names its product olfactory receptor 51A4-like. Lineage: Eukaryota; Metazoa; Chordata; Mammalia; Artiodactyla; Hippopotamidae. Gene Ontology annotation, molecular function: olfactory receptor activity. Gene Ontology annotation, cellular component: membrane. The transcript has a single exon. Bases 1 to 942 code for a protein of 313 amino acids. Gene Ontology annotation, biological process: G protein-coupled receptor signaling pathway. The record is from RefSeq and is a predicted model, not a curated record.